Messenger RNA from Cooperia oncophora, 582 nucleotides. The record is from the annotation of a GenBank genome assembly. NCBI's taxonomy places the organism in Eukaryota, Metazoa, Nematoda, Chromadorea, Rhabditida, Trichostrongylidae.
AUGACACACCCAUCUCGUCUGCUUAAGAAUGGAAAACGCCCUCGAGUCGUUACUCCCGAUGGUACUAUUGCGUCAUCUGACUUGGUGGAUGUUGUUAAGCAAAGAAGGAGAAUAAGGAAUCAAGGGAACGUUUGCCGAGGUAUGAGGAAAAAGAAGCCACCGUUCCCUCUGUUCCCGCUAUUGAAUCAAGCUCUAUUUCUUAUGAAGAAUUCGAAAGGAAACGAUCUAUCAUUAUUAGUGGGGUACCUGAAAUUGCAUUCUAAUAAUCUUUGUGAUCGGAUUCAUUAUGAUUCCCAGAGUGUUCUUAACAUUUUGAUUCAUUUGAAUAUUGAUUGUUUUCCUGUCUCCGUUUACAGGCUUGGGAAAUCGAUUCCUGGCAAAAAUAGGAUACUUAAGGGGGUUGUCAGGAACAAGAUGCUUAGUGACUCUCUUUUAUGCCGGCGAAAGAAACUAGAUUUGUUGAUGGUGUUCAAAAUACUGACGGGCAAAGUGUCUAUUGAUAGGCGUGAUCUUUUCACUCUACUCCCCUCUCUUACCAGAGGAGCUAAAUCCAAACUAUCUGUGCCCAGGGCGAGGACAAGC